Molecule: messenger RNA, 7498 nt
Organism: Acipenser ruthenus (sterlet)
Lineage: Eukaryota; Metazoa; Chordata; Actinopteri; Acipenseriformes; Acipenseridae
Product: solute carrier family 2, facilitated glucose transporter member 5-like
Exons: 12
Coding region: 5715-7274 (519 amino acids)
Biological process (GO): monosaccharide transmembrane transport
Cellular component (GO): membrane
Molecular function (GO): hexose transmembrane transporter activity
Source: RefSeq, a predicted model, not a curated record
CCUCUGGAAAAGUGAUGACGGUGCACAAGUCCCCCGUGUACAGUAAUCUUCCCCGUGACUUACGUUAGAGCAGGUUGUAAUGAAAAUAACCCAGUUAUUUAAACUGCAUUUCAUCCUGUAAGUCACUUAGUUGAGAAAAACUUGCAGUGCAUUAGAAAGGCAUAAUCUGGUGGCUCCUUCUGGAUUUUGGCAGCAUUUUCACAGCACAAGUUAAAGGGUAAAACACUUCAAUUUGCAUUUGAAUGUAAAUCAUAAAUCUAAUUGCUCAGAGUGUUUUCGGACUUUCCGUAAAGCUCUUUUCAGUCUCCGCCUGCUCUGCAGUAUAGUGUCAUGUGACUUUUUGUUGAAUGAGGGAAUCGGCAAAGACUGCAGGAGAGUGCAAGGUUAUGUUGCUGUGGUUUUUUGUUUUUUUUUUUGCUAAAUUCAAACAUUGUAAAAAUCAAACGAGCAAAACACAUUAACAUAGCAUUUACACCAAAAACACGAAAUGUAUUCCAUGCUACAGUUAGGCAGGGCUAUCAGCUUUUGCUGAAAUGCAGCAUGUUUCUUUGCAUUAUAAAUGCAACAAUGACAUUUGAUAAGCAGGCGUGCCUCUUUGGAGGUCUGUACAGUGCAUCCUCACUAGGCUGUCUGUUCUGUAAGGUAUGUGGCAGUAGUGUCUUUUUCACAAUUAGCUAGUCUGUAUGUCUUCUGUUUCCCAGGGGCAGCCAGUUCAAAUCUAGUCAACGACUCACGGUGGCAUCCUAGUACAGUUCAAUCCCAGUGGUUUAUAUCCUCCCAUCUAUCAAGUGGUUUGCUUACUGAAUGACAAAUAGAUUUUUGAUUUUAAAGGGGCAGUCUGGGAGAAGAAGGAGUAAUCAAUAAAGGUCUUAAUUAAAAAUGUUCAUCAGUGAUGUUAUUGAGAAUCUACAGCACUGGCUGGGUAGAAGUACAAGUGUGUGUUUCAGGUUGGUGCAGAUAUAAUGUUUUUGAGUUUGUCGUGCCGGGAGGGGGUCACUGUUCAGUUAUCUUGAAAUGUUGUUAUACUUCAGUGAAAACUGGAUUCUUUGAUCAGUGUUGCUUCCAAGUUUUUAGCUAAACAGCAAACCUUACUUCAGAAUUGACAGAGAAAGUGAACUUUACUGAAUAACUGUGUGUAGAUUGGGGUUGUGUCUAGAAUCUAUAGUAUUUCCCUUUUCAAUUAUUGCUAGGAUUGAAUGAGGUUAUUUAUUUAUUUCUGAAAACCUUUCUGCUGUUGACUCCAGAGUGUGUGUGAGUUUCUUUCUUUUUUUUCUCUCCGAUUCCAGAUCCUCUUCUAGAAAUACAUUUCUUGUUUUUCGAGUUGCCGUUUCCCUUUUUAUUCACCAGGAGGCCCACAAGAUGGCGCACAAUCGUUGCAAGAGAACGACAGACUUUCCCCAACAGAGCAAAGGCCCUGUGAUAAUUAUCUGGUCAAGCCAGCUGUGCUUCAGAAAACUGAUGUCGUUAUUUCAACAGCUGGGCAAAUGCUAGGGCUUCCCUUUUAAAAAAUGCUUUCUUUCUAUGACCCCCACUCUUUGUACAGGAGGCCGUUGCAGCCGGCCCAGGCAGCUUGUUUUACAUUGGAAUAAAGACAAGGUUCGUUUGUGAAGACUCCGGUACCACCACAAAAGCAGUUUACGAAUAAGUGUUACGUUUUUAAAAAUGAAUUUUUGUUAUGGUUCCUCUUUUAUUGUGCAGAGAUUUACAGUUGUUUUUUUUCCUCUAAUUCAGGGUUUGCAAAUAUAUUUUAAAUAAAACACUAUUGAAAAACUACUGCAUCCUGGAACACGUUUUAUUUAACCACAACACAUGAAGUGCUUAGCAGCUAGGAAGCAGCAGAACCUUUGUAUUGUCUGCAGUAUCUGCAUAUUCCAGACUACAAAAUACAUGGGAUCUUCAAUACAAGAAAGGGUGUUUAGCACUCGGAAUAAAUAUAUUUUGGAGAUAGUUUAUUCAUUCAUUCAUUCAUACAUACACACAUGUACUGAUUAUCAUGUUUCAUGCAUGCAUGUUCAAUGCAAUGCAGUUUUUACAAUGAUGUAAAGCUGAGAAAAGAGGACAUUUCUAUAUACUAGUAGAAACAGCAGGAGAGAAGGGUGCUCUUUUUUUGAGGAUCUGUGCUAAUUCUGUUUUGAAAGACCUAUAUCUCAGGAGCUAAUUAAAGAUUAAACAAACUAUCUUUUGAAAGCGGCUCUGGGUAUAUUCACUCCUCUUUGAAGCGAGCCAGGUUUUUAUAAUUGUAAUGUUUUAAUGCCAAAAGGCAGAGAGAGAGGGAAGGGUAUCUUUUUAACUUGGUUUGGAUUUUAAAUGCAUUGCUCCCGUUUUCUAAAAGCAGCAAUACUCACGACACUUGAAUGUUUUGAAAAUGAAUACACCCUACUUUGAUUCAAACCUGAUUUUCUUAAUUAUACUUCAGUACCUGUGUUGCAGGGAUGGAAAUAAGACUCCUAUUGCAUAGCCGUUCCACCCAUUCCAGGUUUUAAUAUGUGCUCUGGUGUGUGUUAGUAAACUCCUAGGAAAACCAGGAAUGGAUCACGCUGCUAUGCAAUGGGAGUCUUAUUUGCUUCCCUGCAUUGUACAUGUUUAAUAAUUGGUGAUUUAAAGCAGCAUAUCUCUUUUUUGGCAUACUUUUACAAUGUAAGAUUUGUUUUUACAUUCAUAAUCCGAUAUGUAAGGCACAUAUUAUCAUGUUAGAUAUAAUGUAAUGUUGUUUUUGUCUGUGAUUGACUGACAGGUGAAGACUCAGCAAGGUGUUUGCAGCCUGGCAGAAACCUGAUUGAUCCAUAUAGAUGAUGAGCUUCCUGGACUCUGCAUCAGUUUAUAGUGAAGAGCAGUGAUCACAAUGGAAAUACUGAACACCAUUCUUGGUCUAGCCGUAGAUUUCAACCACUAAAGGAAAACAAAAAAAAAAAAACUCUUAACAGCUUGAAGUAUAAUUGCUUAUUGCAUUAUUGCACUUGGGUCAACAAUGCCAUCAGAUAAUGUGAGGUCCUGAUAAAAAAAAUAAAAAUAAAACAUGCCUGCCUUUGUGACGUUUCUGUAGAGAUUUACACAGAAAGAGAGAGAGAGAGAGAGUUGCAACGUGGAAGUGACACUGACGAUACUGAUUUGAAUUUGACGCAGCAGCACUCGCACAGCAAGGGGGAAUUCAGCGGGAGUCAAUAGAAAUGUCUGUUUUAAUUGUGAGUUUAGUGCUAGCUGUGGAAGAGGAGGGACAGUGCCUCCAGGCAGAGUGGAUCUAAAUACUUUAUCUUUUAAAUCACUAAACAGGAGUCUGCUUUGCAUUUUCAGUUUACAGACAAAAAUGCACUUCAGAGAAUCACAUGCGCAGUCAAGAGGGUUGGUUUUCAUGGCGUUGGUCUGCAAUAAAAUAAUAGGAUGUUCUCAUUGGCGAGAUUGUUGAGAUCAGACAUUCUUUAGAUCAAUUGAAUAUAUAUAUAUAUAUGUUCAAUUUAGUGGGAUGUAUCAAACACAUAAAAGCAAUAAUGAUAUUCUUCUGAUCAUUUGGAUAUGAUUUGUGUGAUGCCAUGGUUUAAUGGCUUUCUCUGUGGACCCUCAAUGUAACCCUUACUGUACACACACGUCAAGGUCUUCUUGCAGCAUUCAGCCUAACAAAACAUUGAAUUAGCUGCUGUUGCAGUCGGUUUCACAGCACCAUGCAAUCACACUGCUGUAUGAUACAUCUAGCAGCAGCUAUGCUGGUGCUGAAAGACAAAUACAGUGUAUUAACAUAUUUAUCUCAUUCCAGGAGAGCCCAGAAAAUCAAAUGGACAUCUCAAGGACACCAUGCUGUUUACAUUUUCUGAAAAAAAAAAAAAAAGUGAUGUUACUGGGUAUCGGAAGAGUCCUUGGCUCAAUAGAUCCUAGAUACUCACGUUUCUCUUUAAUAGGAAAUGUAGUCUUAUAGUUAAAUUGUUGUUUUCUUAAUAUUUUAAAGGUAUUUUGUACAUGCAUAUUUAAUAACACUUUUUUUUUCGUAUUGCAUUUUGGAAUUUUGUGCAUAGUUACUAUUUGAGUAAAAUGUUAAAAUAUGUAUCGCUCACAUUUUAGUUAAAAAAAAAAAUCAAAUAUCACUCCAGUUUAGUGCAUUCUUUUCACUUGUGGAGUUUGUGUUUCACUCACUGUUUGGAUUCUAAACUCUGUUGUUACACGAAUAUUUGAUAAGUAUUUAUCGACUGGGCAAAUAAAGUUACUGCUCAAAAGCUAGCACUUGUUCUGCGCUGACAUUUGUCAGCUGUACAUCCAUUGUGCUGGCAGGGAAUUUCAUUUGCAUAACCAUAUCGAUUUAAUCACUUCAUCCUAAAAUAAACUCCAGCAGCCUGGAUAUGAAGCUUGCGCUUACAUUUACUUAAAGCUACAGUGUCCCACAACCUUGGUCAAUUUCAGAACGAAAUGCUGCUUUCCCCUGUAGUUGAUAAAACACAGAUCUUGUUGAUAGUGUAAUUUGCCCUAGAGCUGUCACUAAUGCAUGCUCCUACUAUCAUUUCUGGCAGCAGGAUGAUUAAAAUGAUCUCAAACUCUGCUAGGAUUAAAAGGACCGCCUAUUUGAAUGGCAGACCAGCCAGAGCAUCUCCGAUUUGUCAAAAUGAAUACGUUUUAAUAAUAAGAUUCAUAACAGAUUCAUUAGCGAGUCUCCUGGUAAACAGGAGAUCCUGGGUUCAUAUCCCAGCAGCACCUCAAUGUUCUUGAUUUGUUUAAGGAGGCUGUGUGGUCCAGUGGUUAAAGAAAGGGGCUUGUAACCAGGAGGUCCCCGGUUCAAAUCCCACCUCAGCCCCUGACUCAUUGUGGGACCGUGAGCAAGUCACAUAACCUCCUUGUGCUCCGUCUUUCGGGUGAAACGUAAUUGUAAGUGACUUUGCAGCUGAUGCAUAGUUUACACACCCUAGUCUCUGUAAGUCGCCUUGGAUAAAGACGUCUGCUAAAUAAACAAAUAAUAAUAAAUAGAUAGUGAUUGCAGUUUUCACCUUGGAGUGGAAAACUCAGCCCCUGGGGAUAAAUAAGUAACCUCCAGUGAACAAGAGUAGCAUUAAACAUCGCUGCUCAGUCUGUCACUUUUCCAGCCCUCGGGGCUACAGAUUUCCACUGUAAGCCUCAACUCCAGUCAAUAUUUGUGUAAUAACACCCACUGUGCUGGUAUGACGAACAUUACAUAAAACCUUCUAAUAACUCUGAAGCCAGGAAGAAGAGAGCUGUAAUAAUUGCAUUGUGGGCAAUCAAGGCUGCUCUAUAUUCAGAGAUCAAUGCAGAAUGUUGUUACUAAUGGAUAAUCUUAUCUGCAAAUUACAAAGCCAAUAUGUUAUUACCAAAUGACUAUGCCCAGAAUUGAUAUAUAUAUAUAGUUAUCAGUAUAGGAAGACCGAUGGCCUUGUGAUACUGCAUUUUUAUUUUUUUGCUAUGAGUAAGCAUAGCAGGUUUAUACUGUAGAAGAAAAUAACUAGAAAAGAGGGGUUACAUCAUACAAUUCUUCAAAGCAUUAUUGCAUUAUUAAUUAAGAAAACAAGGUUUGAUAAAUAUGAAAUCUUUCUCAAGGGAUUGUAAUUGUGUUUAUCUAGUAAAUAAUUAUCUAAGUUAUCAUUGAUGUCAUAUCAUUGAACAACAGACAAAGAAGCAUGAAAUAUUCUUUCAGUGCUGAUUAAGUGUUCAAAGUGCGCAAGGUAAGCCUUUGACUUUAGUGGAGUCCAGGCAGAUUGCAUCUGCAAAUACAGACAUCUAACAUGGAAGAAAUAGACAUCUCGGACAAAGCAGGCGAAAGGAAAGGGAAGCUGACUCUUGUCCUUGCGUUGGCCGUUCUGAUUUCCACGUUUGGAUCUUCCUUCCAGUAUGGAUACAAUGUUGCUGUUGUCAACUCGCCAGCUCCGGUUAUGCAGGAGUUUUACAACCAGACAUACUAUGAACGCUAUGGAAACCCCAUUGAAGACAGCUACCUGACCUUGCUGUGGUCUCUGUCUGUGUCCAUGUUUCCAUUAGGGGGAUUCUUCGGAUCACUAAUGGUAGCUCCGCUGGUCAAUAAAUUAGGAAGGAAGGGCACCUUGCUGUUUAAUAACAUCUUUUCAAUCGUUCCUGCUGUUCUGAUGGGAGCGAGCGAGGCAGCAAAGUCUUACGAAAUCAUUAUUGUCGCACGCUUUCUCGUAGGAAUCUGUGCAGGCCUGUCCUCCAAUGUGGUUCCCAUGUACCUGGGUGAGAUCUCCCCAAAGAACCUGCGGGGCGCCAUCGGCAUUGUGCCCCAGCUCUUCAUUACCAUCGGCAUCCUGGUGGCUCAGAUAUUUGGGAUUAGGAGCAUGUUGGGCAACACCAGAGGCUGGACUCUAAUGCUCGCUCUCACUGGCAUUCCUGCGGUUAUAGAACUCGUUUUCUUGCCCUUCUUCCCUGAGAGUCCAAGAUACAUGCUGAUCCAGAAAGGCGAUGAGGAAAAGGCAAGAAAAGCCUUACAGAGACUGAGAGGCUGGGAGGACGUGGACAGUGAAAUGGAGGAGAUGCGUCUGGAGGAGCAGUCAGAGAAGGCUGAAGGGUGCCUGUCAGUUCUGAACCUCUGCUCCUUCCCGUCCCUGCGCUGGCAGCUCAUUUCAAUCACUGUGAUGAACAUGGGACAGCAGCUGUCUGGGGUCAAUGCUAUCUAUUACUAUGCUGAUAGCAUUUACGGAUCCGCUGGUGUGAAGGAGAGUGAUGUCCAAUAUGUCACUGUGGGAACAGGUUCAGUAAAUGUAUUCAUGACUAUAGCAGCUGUCUUCAUUGUGGAAGCGUCAGGAAGGAAGCUGCUCCUCCUGAUUGGCUUUGGGAUUUGUGGCGCUGCCUGUGUGGUCCUGACUAUCGCUCUCACGCUCCAGGGUGAUGCUGAGUGGAUGCCUUACCUGAGCAUUGCUUGUGUAAUUGUUUAUAUUAUCGGACAUGCAAUAGGACCCAGUCCAAUCCCAUAUGUGGUGACCACUGAGAUGUUCCGCCAGUCUUCCAGACCAGCUGCGUUCAUGGUGGCUGGCUCAGUGCACUGGCUCUCUAACUUCACUGUGGGCCUGGUCUUCCCCUUCAUGGAGAAGGGGCUCGGCACCUUCAGUUUUAUCAUCUUCGGUGUCAUCUGCUUGGCAACGUUGGGCUACAUCUUUAUCGUUGUUCCGGAAACCAAAAACAAAACCUUCCUGGAAGUCAGCCAAUUGCUUGCCAAGAGGAACAAAACUGAAAUGGCUGUUGGGUCCGGGAGCUCCACUGUUAAUGACCUGAAACCAAUGAACAGCAAGACGGACACAAAGGAGGGGGCCGUGGACAUGGCCCGCAGACUCUAGUGCGAGACCAGCGGUUUGGGUCAGUCUUUCAGGCUCUGCAUGAUUUCAUGGUUGAGUUUGAUACACCAGAAUAAAAAAAAAAACAACUAGAUACAACAAGACUGAACUUCUUUGUUUUUCCAUGUGUCUUCGUGUUUAGAGGAUAGAUUAACAUUUAGAACACCCAGGCCAGGGCUCCCAUGUGCUACUACCAAAAAAAUACAAAAGAUUUGGAGACUAAAAAC